CUGCACCUGCCUGAGGAGGGAGUAGGAAAGAAAGAAAGGAAGGAGGGAGGGGAAUGCUCUCUAGGUGAGACGACGGACAGCUGGCAUCUGAUUGGAAAAUACCUGUUGAAAUGCUGCCAGGGAACAGCUUUGCCGUGAAAGGAUUCCUCCCGCGGCGCUUCCACCGGGGAAGGACCGCGCGGCGGCUCUCGCUCCCGUUCCUUGCCUGUUGCCGGCCGUUGGCGGCAGCUCCGCUCCCUGUGCCGGCCCAGGACAUAGCGGCCUCCCUGGUGUCAUACCUGCGGCUGCUGUCGCUGGAGAAGCCUGUUACCAGCCUUAUAAAAGGUCACCAGCGAGGUCUCUACACGGUGUCGCUGGCGCGUGGUGCCCAAAGAUGCCGAAGUCUGUAGGUUUGCGCUUCGGAGCAUUCCGUGCACGGGCGUUGGUGAACAGGGAGCUGCACGAGGGAGAAGGAGGACACGGGAGAGAUUCGAUUCAUUUCGCCGUUCUCGGCUUCCCUGUUGCCUUCUGGAGGGCGUUGUCCCGCAGAGUCACCUGCAGGCAAAGCAAACCGCAGAUCCGGGAUUGAAUCAUCCAUAAACAAAAGUUCGUGAUAAAGCCAAAGUCAGUAACUCCACUAUUUGGGGAACUGGCAUGAUAAUAAAAUAUUUGAAGUUCCAAAAGUCAAUAUUUUCUAAAGCAAAUGAGUCGGAAAGGCAUUCAGAUGAAGGCCUGAAUGGCUUGAUAGGAAGUUUUUUAAGUGUAUGUACCAAAUGCUGUUCCAGAAUAGAUCAUUUAACAGCAGGCUUGAUUGCUCAAGUAAUAUUCCAAUUGUUCUUUGACAAUGUUUAGAUAAACAUUGAUAAAUUGAUAAAAUUUUUAUCAGCCAGCAAGCAAAUUUUGUUAAUUUGAUUGGUAUGUAAUACUGCUGAUGUUGAUUAGGCAUUAAUAACUAACUGCAAUUAGCAAAGCUGGAGGAAACUUUGUUUCUUACCAGAGAAACUGGAAGUUCACCUUUAGAUCAGUUUCAGUUCUGCAAACUGCACCUUGGAUAGUAAUCUCUUUUUCUGAUAAAAGAUGUUGAGUCACACACAAGGCCAAAAUAAACUGUUCUUUAGAGCUUGGUAUAUGACAAUUAGAAUUACAGAAGGCAAGCCUUUAAGGAGAGAGGAGGAUUCUGAGGAGAAAUAGAGAUGGCUAAGGAUUCUGUAGUUAAGGCAAUAGGAGGAGUUUUAAUAAAAUUUCUCUAGUUGACUUUAAUAAAAUCCGCUACUUUCACUUGAUAAAAUGGAAAAGGUGUUAGGCAUGUGGAUUUCGUGUGCCUUUACUGAAUCACUGUUGUGAGAUCCUGGAUCCGAAUCUCACUGAAUUAUUGAUAUGGGUCAGAACCAACUCACUGUGAGUGUGUGUGUGCAUGUGGGGAAGGGCUGGGCCUGGACCUGCAGAUCCCUGAUAAGGCCUGCGCAUAAGGCCUGUGCUGAGGGUACAAGGCAAAGCUGGAAGGCAAGGCCUGCAGCCCAUGCAGAGCACAGGGCAUCACUGAAGGCCCUUCAGUUGGGCUGUCAGUCAAGGCAGACCUGACUGGUAGCCUGUCCACACUACACGCCUGCAGCCUGUGACUGGCCACAGCAAAACUCACUCUAGCCUGGAAGGCACUGACUGGAUAUCCUGCCUGGGAGGGAAAAACUGAACUCUAUAAAUACUUCAUAUGGUCUCUCCCUCCCUCCCUCUGGUCUCUCCUGCAGCCUGAACCAUGUGAGUUGGUAACAAUUUCUUUCCUCUUCUCCUCCUUCUCUCUUCUCCCUCUCCAGCUGGUACCACGUGAAUCAUUGAAUCUUGUCAGAACCUAUUCUCCACUCCUUUCUCUCUCUCCUUUCUUUCUGUCUUUCUUUAUUUAUUCUUUCUAAUCUGUUUUCUUUUACUCUUUUCCUUCUCUUGUAGGUAACUUAAAACCAAUGAACUGCAUUUUACUAAAGCUGUUGAAUGGAUUGUUUAGUGGGUGUUUUCUGUGGAAUGGGUCUUUGUGCUGAAUGUUUUAGCGAUAUACUUUUUUUCUUGGUUGUAUUUUACUCCUGUAAAAACCUUUUGCCAAAUAUCCUAUUUUUCUCACUAAAUUAAAAAGAAUUUCUCUCAGAGAAGAGCAUAUGACUCUUUCUCUGGAUGCUAAUUAGAGGUUAUAAUGAACCAAAAGGCCUUUAAAAACUCUUAAAUAAAAAUGUAACCGCUCUGGUCAUAGAGCUUUAACCGUUUAUAGCUUAAUCCAGAGUGCAACAACUUUUUCAGAAUUUACACAGAAAACUGGUUAACAAUAGCUGAAUUUCUAGGAUUCUCUCUACUUAAGAAGAUGGCAUCUUUUUCAGAAAGCCCUACAUUGCAGUCAGUGAGCAGUGGAUCCUAUGUGCACCUUUGGGAAAAGGCUUGCUAGAGUCUGGAAAUGCCUCACAGAAGCUCAGAGCCAGGAAAACAACAGUUAUUGGAAACCUAAGUAGGAGACAAGCUGAAAUACAGGGUAUACUGCAUGUUCUAGAAGUGAUAAUGAUGAUUAUACUUAGAAGUUCUGUGUUUGGAACUCUCUGAUCCUUUUGUCUGCAUCCCCACUGGUGUCUGAAUGGGUUCCUUGUUAGUUUUGUGAGCACUAUGAGAGAGCAGGUGUACUUCCUGGGUGCCCAAGUCAUUUCCUUAUACUGAGGAAGACCUAAGGCUUACUGCUGUUUUCCCUCUCUCCUCUACGGCUGUCUGGUUUCUGCUGGAGAGAGACCUUGCAGAUGGGUGGGAAUCAAAGCACAGUUCCAUAGGUUUUGUAUCUGGGUGGUCAGGAGCAGGUGCUGUGUGUACACAGUGAAAUGUAUUUGCUCCAUACUUUAGAUCUUGCCUCUGGAAAGUAAUCUUGAAGGUUUUUCUUUCCAACUUCCACAGAAUAUAUUAUUAAUUUGGUGGCUGAUUUUUUUUCCUUUAUCCCAGUAAGAAUUUUACUAUGAAGUGCCUUAAUGUUUAGUGAUACCCAUAACAUGUUUCAAGUUUAAUGUAUUGAGGAAUACUUGAUAUCCAGGUGGCUCAGCCUGCAAGUUGAAAUACAAACUGGGCUCUGGGUGGGAGCACAAGAUGAGGCCGUGAACUGCCGGCUUUGUCAGCAUUCUGAUAACAAAGGAGAUGAAAACAGGUGAUGCCAGCGAGGUGGAUGGACAUGGAGAGGGGAGGCAGGAGGAGAAGACAGAGAAGGAAGAGCCAGAGUGGUGUGUGGGGGAGACUAUGAGGGUAUAAAAAAAGCCCAGGUGUUCUAGGCUCAGGGCUUGUUCUUGGAGGAACCGUCUUGAGUUGUUGUUGUGUUACUGUGCCAGGAAUAAAUUGCCUUGUGGAACGUCUUAGACUCUGCUGAGGGAAACUUUGGGUUGAACUGGUAAGGAAAUAUGGUCUGUCUGUGUGUGAGUGGGGUGAGUGAGGUGUGUAGGGAGUCAAGUGGGAUGCCCAUCAGCUCUUUGGAGCCACUCACUGUGAAGGGCCUUUGGUCCCAGGAGUGAAAGUCUCUGGUUCUUGUAAGAAUGACCGCUAGUGAGUCUCGUGAAUGAUCAGACUGGGAAAUUUUAUUAACAAAUGAAGCAUUAAAAAAUGAGAAAUGAGAAACUGCUCUCAUUGGAGGAAGUUAUCUGUUGACAAAUCAAAAUAGAACUAUGUGAGAAAAUCUGAGCGGGCUGAGUGGAUUGACUAACAACAUUCAGUUUGGAUAAAUGCAGACAAUCCAGGCUGAAAGAAAGAAUGCUUGUUACACUAUUUUUUCCCUGCUUUUUAAUAUUUCUAAAUUCCAUAUGUCCACUUUGGUGUCAUCUCUAUAAAGUGGAAAAUUACCUGUUUAAAUUCAUCUCUUAUCAAUGUGGUGAUGUACCAUGUAAAAAAAAAAUUUUAAUUUUUUCUUUCUUAAUUUACAUUAGUGAUACAGCUUAAUUUGGAGUAACUCAUGCUUACUGAUCACCUCAUUCAAGAAGUAUGCCAGAUGUAGAUUUGGAUGUUAGAAAAAGUGUUUAAGGGCUAAGGAAAAACUUUAAAUUAUUGUGGAAAAAUGGAAUGGUGUAAAAAAUAAGAUGCCUAAAAUAACACUGAACCAAAAGCAUAACAGCUGAAUUGAAAAAUCAAAAUUUAUAAAGGGCAAUACUUUUUAUGUGCCGUAACUGUGGUUUGGAUUUUAUUUCUCUGGGAAUCUGCUGAGGCUGUUGCAGUAUUGCAGAGCAGUGGGAUACUGAUAUGAACCCCAAGAAAAUCUGAAUCUGUCGUUAAGUCUGUGACACUUUGUAAGGGAUUGUCGGAAAAUAAACUUCAGCUCAGACUCAAUACAGGAAUAUAAGCGUUAAUCGGCUAGUCAGAGAAGGAAAAGGGCCACUAAGAAAACAUAUUUGGAUGUAUUUGGGAGAAGCUGGGUGCGCCACCGCUCCCUGCUGUCCGUGUUGCUGAGCUAUAGUAUGUGGUUGCUGCAGCAGAAAAAGGCAGCAGCUAGUCGGGGAAGAAGGCCGGGGGGUCCCAGCACUGUGAGUGACACAUCUUUUCGAAGCAGCUCGCUCUCCUUGCUGCCCUCGUUCCCCGGUGGCUCAGGAGCGCUGGGCAGAGCGAAGCCGGCGGAGGCUCCGCUCCGUGAGGCGGGGGCAGAACGCGGCUUCCCGCGGCCUCGGGAAGGAGCCGCCCCGCUCCCUGCGGGACUCGUCCGCCCUUUCGGUUUCGCUUCUACCAGAGCGGGCGGUGCUGCGGGAAACGAAACUUCGUGCGACGCCAGGCUGGGCUGCACCGCUCCGGCUGCUGGAGCUGCGGGUCCUGGAGCUUCUGCUGCGGCUCGCAGGUUCACAAUUGUGGUCAAAAUAAAUGAUGUGGAAUAUGGUACAGGCACUGGUAAAAGUAAGAAAGAAGCAAAAAGAAUAGCAGCAAAAAAAACGUGGGAAAUGAUUGAGAAACAGAAUCCUUCAAGUAUGGGUGCUGUAGAAUCAGCAACAACUCAAACAAUCUCAUCACCUGAACCAGACAGAAACUAUGUCAGUCUAAUGAAUACUUUUGGACAAAGGACACGGCUAAAAGUUGAUUAUUCUGAAAGAAAUUUUACUGGAUAUGCCCAUGCUCCCAUAUUUUCUUGUAGCUGUACAAUUAGUGGUCAGGUGUAUGGAAGGGGCACUGGACGUACUGUAGCUGCUGCAAAACAAGCUGCUGCAAAACAAGCAUUUGAGAAGGUGGAAAUUGAAAAAUCUAAUGGCAAUUCAAUACUCAGUAAUUCCUCUCAAGUGCCAACUCAGUCUGAUUCGAUCAGUAUUUCCUUUGAAGACUCAGCCUCAAUGUUGGUAGAAAAAAUGAAAGACAUGGCAGUACGUGAAAAGCUUUCACCCUCUCAGAGAAAUGCACAGAGUUCUGCCCUGAAGUCCAAAAGAAAAUUGGCAGCUAAUUUUCCUAAUGUAAGAAAAGAGGAAGAGAACAAAAAUAUGUCAGAUUCAGAUGAAAGUUUGCCAGAUGUGGACAUGAAUACCAGAAAAGGGAAUGGAAAUCCACACACUGUUGAUAAAACAUUUCUUGAUAAUUUUAAAAAUAUAGAGCCUAUUGGUAAAGGUGGUUUUGGGAAUGUUUUCAAGGCAACAUCAAAGUACGAUAAGACAACCUAUGCAAUCAAACGAGUUGAAUUCACAAAGAAAGUAAGGCGUGAAGCAGAAGGACUGGCAAGACUUACACAUGAAAACAUAGUGCGGUAUCAUUGCAGCUGGAAAGGGUACGACCAUAUAACAAGUCGAGAUGCAAGCCUGAAUUCAGACAAAACAACUCGCUGUCUUUUCAUCCAAAUGGAAUUCUGUGAAAAAGGGACCUUGGAAAAGUGGAUUAGAGAGAAUAGAGAAGACCAAAACUAUCAUGAAAUGGCACAAAACAAAUUUUUACAAAUAAUGAAAGGAGUGGAAUAUAUUCAUUCUGAAAAGUUAAUUCAUCGAGACCUCAAGCCUCCGAAUAUAUUCAUAUCACAUGAUGAUAAAAUAAAAAUAGGUGACUUUGGUCUUGUGACUCCUGUGGCAUAUGAGACUCUGACUAAGAACAUAGGAACAAAAUCAUAUAUGGCACCAGAACAGUUCGGGGACAGAUAUGGAAAGGAAGUAGAUAUUUAUGCACUGGGACUAAUUUGGUUUGAAAUUCUUUCAGCACUUACUAAUCAUGAGAAAAAUGAGGUAUGGCCUUCUGUUAGAGAAGGUAAUUUUCCAAAGAGUUUCACCAACCAAUUUCCACCAAAGGCAUCCAUAAUCAAAAAGAUGCUUUCAACAGACCCUUCCAAGAGACCCUCUGCAACUCGAAUACUUGAUCUUGUUAAGUCUGUUGAUAAAGAGAAGUCACUUAAAAAUUAUACUUGUUAAAUGCCCUUUUAAAAGGCUUUCAGGCUGUGUUUAAAUCCAGAGUUUCAUGGAUUUAUUGAAACUGACAAAAUAACAAUAGAUGUAAGAAGCAACAGCAAGACUUGGGGUAUGUCUUUUCCUUGGUGCUUUGCCUUCCUGCCAUCGGCGAGUCUGUCAGCUCGAAGGCCACAUCACCAUUCAUGUCCACUGGCUGCAGACCAGGACUGGAUACUUCGGCAAGAAAUCGCUUGCAAUUUUUACCUGAAAAUACAGGUUGUGGAUGAGCUGAACUGUAUUCUACAAAUAAGUAAAAGAACCUAGUCCUUUUCUGUUAGAAGAUUAUGUUCAUGGGCUUAAGUGCUAACUGGCCUGUGGCAAAUCCCUGGAUGUGGUGCUGCAUCCAUUAUUCUUUGAGGUUAUCUGUUGCUUUCCGUGGAAGAAGUGCUGUCUUCUGGUAUGUGACUCAAACCUUUCUGAUUUUUCAGUGAUACUUUUAAUAAUUACUGGAAUGCUCCCAUUAAAACUAAGACUAGUUUUGGUAGAAAAGAUACUAGGAAUAGGCACGGGUUAUUCUUCACUGAAUUUCAGUACUGUAAGGUGAGCUUUCUUAUCUGUUUACAUCUGUUGAUGACCUAGCACCUUCAGUGCUCUAAAAUUUAAUAAGAGAUACUUUUAAAGUAAGCACUUAUUAAGAAUUUAAAUGUUAAAUGUUCAGCUUCCAGGAAAUCUACUUGAGAAAGUUCUAAACUUCUGAAAAACUUGGGUUUUGAUGGUUUGGUUUGGUUUUAUUUUUUUUGAAAGGAACACUUAAGGUGCUAUUAAUAUAGCAAAAUUCUCCAGAGUUUCCUCAGUAGUAAUCAUUUGAAGUCCUAUGCUGAGAGAGCACUUUUAACAUUCCUUCCUAUGCUGCUAGGUUUUAAUCCCUAUUAUAAUACUGAGGAAUGCCUAACCCUUAAUUCAGUGUACUGAAUACCUCUGGUGGUUCCACUGUCAGCCCCACAAAAGUUAACAGCAGUUUUUCUGUUACUCUUCAGUUAUAUACUUCAAAGAGUUCAGAGUUGCCUGAACUCAAAGUAUUGUGUGUGCAGUGGUGGGGAGCAGGGUGAAAAGACAGGCAUGUUAGUCCUUCCAACUGCUUGCCUUUGAGCUGUAUCUUGUCAAACUGUUCAGUGCUGUAGAGCCAACAUAACUCUAUAAGAGCAAAUGAAGAGAGAUUUCUAAUCAGAAAAAUAGGUAAAGUACUGUAUGCCUUUCCUGAAAUGUUAAAUGUCAACCCAAGUGGGUGAUUGCUUAAAAGGAAUAAUGUAAAUGAAUGCAUGCUAAUUUUUAUAAUCUUAUGCAAAUUAUUGCUGUUCUACUGUGAAUAUUUGUUGCUAAAUAAGAAUCUGAAUGUACAUACUUUUGUAAGGCCUUAAGCAGUUCUGGGUUUUUUUCUCAUUAUCAUGAAUUAUACAUAUAGAAUCAUAGAAUGCUUUGGGUUGGCAGGGACCUUAAAGAUCAUCCAGUUCCAACCCUGCUGCCCUGGGCAGGCACACCUUUCAGUAGACCAGACUGCCUUGAACACUGCCAGGGAUGAGGCAUCCACAGCUUCUCUGAGCUACUUACUCCAAUGCCUCACCACCCUCACAGUAAAGAAUUUCUUCCUAAUAUCUAACUUCCAGUUUGAAGCCAUUCCCUUCCUCAUCCUACACGACAUGCCCUUGUAAAAGUCCCUCUCCAGCUCUCUUGUAGGUUCCCCUGGAUGGCUGCUGUAAGGUCUUCCCAGAGCCUUCCCAUGGGCUAAUUAGUAUUUCUUUGCAGUGGUCAAGAUCUGUGAGAAAUUAUAUCCUCACCCACAUAUAUUACUAGUUACUACCCACUUUCUCUUCUCUUUUACCCAUUGAGAUAUAAUUGCCAUAUAUGAUUUUACUAGAUCUUAAAAGGUCUUUUCCAAACUGAACAAUUCUGUGAUUCUAUAAAGCUAUUCAUAAUAUGAGGGUGGAUAUGUGACAAUCUUUUGUCUGAAUAUCCUUUACAGUUUUUGGACAGAGCACCAAUUAUCUUCUUCCUGUUACGUAAUAUCGAGCUUGUCCCAGUAGUUUUGAUACAUUUUUCCUCAACAGUAUUUGUAUACUUCAGCAGUACCUUUUUAUUAAUGGCUACUUACAGUAGCAACUGCUGUUUCCUAAAAAUAAAAGUUCUACUAAAAUGUAUUUUUAUAUUAAGAAAAUGAAAACACAACAUCAUGAUUUAGUUUUCUUUAGUUAUGUAAAAUAUGCACCUUCACGUACAACAGAAUAUUGGUUCAAAUAACAUCACUGUAAUAUUUCACAAACUUCUUUUUUUCCCACCAAGUUUAAGAUAGUAAGCAAAAAGAAUCUGAUAUUUAUUCAUAUCCAUAAAGAUGAAAAACCCUGUUUAACACAUUAUACAACAAGGAGAUUGCCAAUAUUUGUUCCCUUACUCAGACCUGAAUUUUAUUAUUGGCUCAUCUUGUUCAGUUGGCUGGGGCAUAAAAAAAGAUGUGGAAGGCUUAACCUACCUCUCAAUUAUGGUAGUUUAAUUAUAAAUACAAAGUUUUAAUUCCUAUUAAACUGUGCAUCAAACAGAAAAUGUGAGUUUAACCUGUCAACCUAACUCUUCUUCUGUGUACUUUGGUGUGAAUUCUUGAGUAUAACACAGCUCCAAACCUUCUAAAAGAUAUUAUGGAUUAUACAUACUUAUUUAGGACUCCUUCCUUUAGAAAGGUUUUAGUCAUGAUCUGCAGCACUGUCUCCGGGACAGUUUGAAGAUAAAUCUUCAGAGUCUAAAGGAUAAGCAGAGAGAAAGUGAGUAAUUCCAGCUCAGAGGAGAAAAAAUGAUUGCUAGAAAUAUUUGUAGAAUCCAUGUAAAACAGAUUAAACAGAAUUCAAGGUUUACAAGAUAUUAACUACUAAAUUUGUUUUAAAACAAGGAAAAAAAUUCCAUCCUCUUUGGUGCAGUGGAAAUGUAUAGUUUUCUAAUUGUUUCAGAAACAUAGUAUUAAAUAUCUGAAUUUUGUUUUCUCAAAACUAAAUUAAUACAAAUAGAAAUUCAAAUAAAUUUCAAUAUGGUUGGCUGUG
Messenger RNA from Pseudopipra pipra, 9397 nucleotides. RefSeq names its product eukaryotic translation initiation factor 2 alpha kinase 2 (gene EIF2AK2). The transcript is spliced from 18 exons. Gene Ontology annotation, biological process: protein phosphorylation. The record is from RefSeq and is a predicted model, not a curated record. Bases 4431 to 6338 code for a protein of 635 amino acids. Lineage: Eukaryota; Metazoa; Chordata; Aves; Passeriformes; Pipridae. Gene Ontology annotation, molecular function: ATP binding; double-stranded RNA binding; eukaryotic translation initiation factor 2alpha kinase activity. Gene Ontology annotation, cellular component: cytoplasm; nucleus.